Molecule: messenger RNA, 3915 nt
Organism: Orbicella faveolata
Lineage: Eukaryota; Metazoa; Cnidaria; Anthozoa; Scleractinia; Merulinidae
Biological process (GO): activation of adenylate cyclase activity; adenylate cyclase-activating G protein-coupled receptor signaling pathway; hormone-mediated signaling pathway
Cellular component (GO): plasma membrane
Molecular function (GO): G protein-coupled peptide receptor activity; protein binding
Source: RefSeq, a predicted model, not a curated record
ACAUGCCAAUGGAAUUGUUGAAAGUGAAAUAACGACGGAUACUUUUGACGACCUAGUCAACCUAAAGAAACUAACCUUGGACAGUUUCAUUCUCUGCUGUUAUGCUAACAAGGCUAUAACAGAUCUAAUGUGUGACUCACCCCAAAAUGAAUUCUCCAGUUGUGAAGACAUGAUGAAGAACCCAGCGGUACGGGUCUGCCUUUGGAUUCUGGGCAUCAUAGCAUUAGUUGGCAAUCUAUCAGUGAUAUUCUGGAGGCUGGUGCACACCGAAGACAGCAAGGUGCAGUCAUUUCUGUUGAAGAACCUCGCCUUUUCUGAUUUCCUGAUGGGCGUCUACCUCAUCAUUAUUGCUGUGCAGGACACUCGUUGGCAGGGUGAAUACUUCAUGCAUGACGUGCAGUGGAGAGCGGGUACAAUAUGUCAGGUCACGGGUGCUUUGUCUAUGCUAUCUAGCGAGGUCUCCGUAAUGCUUCUAUCCAUCAUCACCGCCGAUAGGCUCAUCUGUAUCGUGUUCAGUUUUCGUGUGCAGCCCUUGUCCCUUAAAGCCUGUCACGUCAUUUGCUUGGGUGCGUGGACACUGGGAUUCGUCCUGUCCUUCUUGCCAAUGUCAGGUCUAAGUUACUUCUAUGAUUCAGAGCACGGACAUCGCUUCUAUGGACGCUCUACAGUGUGUCUGGCUCUGCAGCUCUCAGAUGACAGACCACCCGGCUGGGAAUACUCAGUCAGCAUAUUCAUUGGGUUGAAUUUACUUGCCUUCCUGUUCAUAUCGCUCGCCUACUUGGCGAUAUUCUUGUCUGCGGUUAAAUCGUCAAGUUCGAUCAGAUCAACGAAUGUUAAACGACAAUCAGCUCUCGCCAAGCGAGUCGCUUUCAUCAUUUUAACAGACUUCUGUUGCUGGAUGCCUGUGAUCGUUGUUGGCAUCUUAUCACUGACAGGAAGUUUCCAUGAUCCCGAGAAGCAGGUGUAUGUGUGGAUGGCAGUGUUCGUACUUCCGGUCAACUCAUCUGUAAACCCCAUACUGUAUACAAUCGCCACGCCUCAGGUGCAGGGAUGGCUGUGCAAGGAUUCCACUGCUGCCAAGGGUAGGCGUCUACAUGCCAAUGGAAUUGUUGAAAGUGAAAUAAAGACGGAUACUUUUGACGACCUAGUCAAGCUAAAGAUAUUAACCUUGGACAGUUUUAUUCUCUGCUGUUAUGCUAAGAAGGCUAUAGCAGAUCUAAUGUGUGACUCACCCCAAAAUGAGUUCUCCAGUUGUGAAGACAUGAUGAAGAACCCAGCGGUACGGGUCUGCCUCUGGAUUCUGGGCAUCAUAGCAUUAGUUGGCAAUCUAUCAGUCAUCUUCUGGAGGCUGGUGCACACCGAAGACAGCAAGGUGCAGUCAUUUCUGUUGAAGAAUCUCGCCUUUUCUGAUUUCCUGAUGGGCGCCUACCUCAUCAUUAUUGCUGUACAGGACACGCGUUGGCAGGGUGAAUACUUCAUGCAUGACGUGCAGUGGAGAGCGGGUACAAUAUGUCAGGUCACAGGUGCUUUGUCUAUGCUAUCUAGCGAGGUCUCCGUAAUGCUUCUAUCCAUCAUCACCGCCGAUAGGCUCAUCUGUAUCGUGUUCAGUUUUCGUGUGCAGCCCUUGUCCCUUAAAGCCUGUCACGUCAUUUGCUUGGGUGCGUGGACACUGGGAUUCGUCCUGUCCUUCUUGCCAAUGUCAGGUCUAAGUUACUUCUAUGAUUCAGAGCACGGACAUCGCUUCUAUGGACGCUCUACAGUGUGUCUGGCUCUGCAGCUCUCAGAUGACAGACCACCCGGCUGGGAAUACUCAGUCAGCAUAUUCAUUGGGUUGAAUUUACUUGCCUUCCUGUUCAUAUCGCUCGCCUACUUGGCGAUAUUCUUGUCUGCGGUUAAAUCGUCAAGUUCGAUCAGAUCAACGAAUGUUAAACGACAAUCAGCUCUCGCCAAGCGAGUCGCUUUCAUCAUUUUAACAGACUUCUGUUGCUGGAUGCCUGUGAUCGUUGUUGGCAUCUUAUCACUGACAGGAAGUUUCCAUGAUCCCGAGAAGCAGGUGUAUGUGUGGAUGGCAGUGUUCGUACUUCCGGUCAACUCAUCUGUAAACCCCAUACUGUAUACAAUCGCCACGCCUCAGGUGCAGGGAUGGCUGUGCAAGGAUUCCACUGCUGCCAAGGUGCGGGGAACAAGACAGGCACGGUCUGCUGGUAAAAUAACGCCCACGCCCAACAAUCUUACGACUAAACAAAUGCAUGUUCAAUCCAGUUUGCCUUCUACAAAGCCCGCUACAAAGAAACAAAGUGGAAAUAGUCUCAAGGAUGAUAGCCUACAUUCAGCAGAAAACAAAGGCAUGGAUUCAGAGGAGAGUGGUUCUAAUGAGGUUAUGGACACUCUAUACGACACCCGCUUCUGAAACGAUGAAGAUGCUUCUUAUUAAAAACUGAUAAAUUUUUUUAGAAAUAAUUAUUCCGUUACUGUAGUGUUUUAACCAAGUGCUGUGCCUCUCAAAAAAUGAACUAUGCUGUUCACUUUUCAUUCUAGCUGUACGUUACGAAGUUAGGACUAAGAGUAUUUAGGUGGCUUGCAAAAAUUUCGAGCAUGUUUCAGCUCGUCUAAUUUGAUAGAUCAAUACUGCCACUGUAACAAUAACGGCAUCAAACAAAUGUGCAAUCAUAAAUGAACAAGUUUUCUUGACAUUACAAGUUACCAUCUCUCUAUCCUCUUCUUUUCUAGGUGGAGAAUAGGCCAUCUACACAAGUUACCGCAGCAAUUGUAUAAAAUGAUCAAAAUACACUUAAUUUUAGCUUUAAGGGCUUAUAAGGAAAACCGAGUCCGAUUGUCUAAAUUGAAAAAAAGCUGGGGGAGCGGAUUAAGAACCCCUUUAACUUUUCCAAACUUUAAGGUGGCUCUGAAUCUGCUCCCACAAUGUUUUUCAACUUGGCAAAAAUUUGCAUUUCAACAGGUUAAUGUUAUUUCGAUAAUUAAAAAAUGGGGCCCACCACCACCAUUGUGUUUUAAUCAUAAGCCCUGAAAGCUAAAAUUAAGGGUGAUUUUGCGGCGUUAUACUGUUACUAUGGUAACCUCAAACGUCACGAUUAAGGUCAUACCUUGCUCACCAGUGUAAGGACAUUGUUUAGUGCCAUUGUUGUAGAAUUGCGUAAAAACGAGAGGUAGCUAUGAUCCAUUAAAGAAGUCGCCGAAAAAUGUUGGAAACCGUUUCCUGCCACGUCAAGCGGGAGUAUUUUAUUUCCAAAGUACAAUUUAAAUCCACCACCAGGCUUAUUUUGUGAAAGAUGCAAUUAGGAGUUAUAUAACACCAAAUCAGUCAUAAACCAGUGUCGGCGAGACACUCAUCAAUUUAAUAAACUCAUAGCCCAGAAUUUCUCUACCAAGAUUGCAAUCUUGUAUUAGACCAAUUUGCGCUUGAUUUUCGAAUCUAAUAUACGUUUUAGAAUACGUUUUGGAAAUUAGCGCUACUUACUGAACUAGUCAGAUAAAAGCCAAUCUUUUUCGGGCGCUUUCUCCUCAUUGCCUGUAUUUGAGCGCGUCGAAUUCUUAUUGGUCCAUUGUGUUGCCUACGUUGCUGUGAUUGGCUCUUGCAGCGGCUUCAGGUUUGUUUUUACGUCACGCAUAUAGCGGCCAGUGUAUUGGAAUAUUUACCGCUUUCUAGAGGCUAAACAUAGUGCCUCUUUGAAUUUUUGGUGCUCAAGGAACAAACACGUUAUUUCUUUCACUUUGCUAGAUUAGCCAACUUGAUGGCAAACUGCAUACGAAUUUGCCACUGAUUAAAUACAUGUUGUACUUUUGACUAGUACUUUGCUAUGAUACUUUGCAUACAAAACUGUCACUUCCUGUAAUGACAGAGUAUUUCUCCGCUAUCAACUUUGCCUGACAUUUAAUAAAAGUUGUGUCAAUUGA